Fimicolochytrium jonesii is the source of this 1358-nucleotide messenger RNA. Its product is annotated as CRAL-TRIO domain-containing protein. The record is from RefSeq and is a predicted model, not a curated record. The coding region runs from base 134 to 937 and encodes 267 amino acids. The transcript has 2 exons. Gene Ontology annotation, molecular function: phosphatidylinositol transfer activity. Lineage: Eukaryota; Fungi; Chytridiomycota; Chytridiomycetes; Spizellomycetales; Powellomycetaceae.
GCGAAGGCGCUUAUCGGUAGGAUUUACCUCACGUCGGAUCUUUGCACGAAUUUCGUGAGGAUAUAAAGAUCCGCGAGGCCCGCAGCGAUGCAUCUGCACAUCACAUCUCAAACACACGCACAUCGAUCGCAUCAUGUCACCAGCCAUGUCUCCAACAACACAGCAGUCAGCGCUAGAUGUCCUCAUCCCAACCACCGCGCCCGCGUUCGAAGCCUUCCGCCAACGUCUCUUCACCGACGCCCAACUCUCCUCGCUCCACCCAGAGAACCUCACAACAUGGUGGCAAGCCAAGUUCUUCCAGAUGUACGCCGGCGACGGCGACCUCGCCGUGCGCGCCAUCGCCAAGCUGCUCGUGUGGCGCGAGGGGUAUGAUUGGUUUACCCUGCCGCAGGAGGAUUACGCGGAUCAGAUGGCGAGCGGGAAGUUGUAUUUUGAGGGGGUGGAUCGCGAUGGAUUCCCGGUGCUGAUAUUUCGGCAGGAGAGGCAUCUGGCGAAGGCGGAUCCGGAUGGGAUUGCGCGGAAUGUGAGGUUUUUGAUUUGGUUUAUGGAUAGGGCUAUUCGAGAUGGAACGAUCAAAAGCCGUGUCACGGUCUUCCUCGAUCGCAUCAAUGUUGGCUCGGCCAACACCGAAUCCCUCGCCUUCAUCCGCCAUGCAGUGCCGCAACUGCAAACCGCCUUCCCCGAAAUCAUCAACAAAGUCGCCGUCUUCCCCGCCGGAAUGAUUCUGUACGGUAUGUGGAAGAUCGCGCAACCGCUCAUCGCGCCACGCCUCGUAAAGAAAAUCGUCAUCUGUAGCGGAGAGUUCCAGAAUGCUCUAUUUGAGCUCGUGAGCCCUGAGAACUUGUCGCGGCGGUACGGAGGAACGUUGAAACAGGAUGGCGCUGAUGUGGUGGGGACUGUCGGUGAGCGGAGACCUGGGAUUGUGGCGGAGGAAUAGAAUGGAUGCCGUCUGUAGCUUGCUAGAGUAGAAUAUGUUUACAAUGGUCAGAAAAUAAGGAGAAGGUAUUCCAGAACUUCGGCAUAUGCUCUCAGGUGCUCUGCUAAAUGCACUGUCAUCUGAUUAGUGAGGGUAUCAGAGUGCUACUGCCUUAUGUAAAGCCGGACAAUAUCUACGGAAUCUGCAACAUGCUACGCCUAGUGCUCGCGACACUUCAGAAGCCAUAUUUCUUGGCAGCCUGCUGGUCAACCCAUUCAGGGAAGAAAUACUGCAACAAGCCCGCAAUCUUAUACUUAUACGGCAGAUAAGUCUCCCUAGCCCGGCUAUCCGCCGCUUUGAUAAUGCCACGAGCGCAUUCCUGUGGUGUCAACUUUGAUCCUUCCUCGACUUUUGCUGAUGUGCUGUGAUGAGAUGCGUGGUG